AUGGCUAGUCCGCCAGUUCUAGCUUUCGAUGCCGAGGGCCGUCCAGUGAAGUUCGAAACCUGGCUCGAUGACCUGCACCUGUUCCUACAGCUCACUGCCAAGGAAGAUAUCUCACUGUACGACCACGCCCUAGGCCAUGCCACUGCCCCUGACUCGACUGCUGACAGCACUCUGCGUUCCCAGUGGCAGACCCGUGAUGCGCAUGCUCGCUUUGCUAUUCGCAACUCCCUGCCGCUAGACGAGCGCGAGCACUUCGGCCAGUGCAAGACUGCUAAGGACCUCUACACCGCUGUAGUUGCCCGCUACUCCUCACCCGCUUCUGCCACGCUAGGCCGCCUCACUCUCCCCUACCUGUUCCCCGACCUAGCCUCCUUUCACACUGUUGCAGACCUCAUCACCCACCUUAAGACUAGUGAGGCCCGCUUUCGCGCUGCUAUGCCUGCCGAGUUUCUCACUAGCAACCCCCCCCCACUCUGGAUCACUCUCUACCACAUCGUCACCCGCCUCCCUGACUCUCUGCGCGCAGUCAGGGACCACUUCCUCUCUCGCUCCCCCACUGAGCUCACUGUUGCCCUCCUCGAGAAGGAACUGCUUGCAGCUGAGGCGAGCAUCGUCGCUGUAGGCACCUCUCGUGGCGACCCCCGCACCCCGUUCUUUGAGGGGUGUUCCCCUUCCCCCCUCCUCCCCUCUGUCGCCUCUGCUGCUGCUGUCGACCUUCUUGGUGCUGAGAAGGUCGGGACCGCGUCUGCUUCGAGCGGGCGCCGCAGGAACAAGGGGGGCAGGGGUGGGGGUGGUGGCGGAGGAGGUGGGGGUGGAGGCGGUGGGAGUGGAGGCGCGGCUGGGGAGACUAGUGGCGGCAGUGGGGGAGGAGACAGCAGCGGUGGGAGUGGUGGCGGAGGCGACAGCGGAGGCGGAGGUGGUCGUGGCGGCGGCAGGGGUGGAGGUGGCCGGGGCGGCGGCGGUGGGGGUGGUGGUCGUGGAGGCACUGGCGGAGGGCAGAGUCAGCAGCCCGCCCCGACGCUUCAGGCCGCCCGUGAGUGGUAUGCGCAGCGUAGCGUUAUCUGCACGUACGUCAUUCGCACAGGUGACCGCAGCGGCCAGCAGUGUGGGAGACCGCACCCCACGCAGCGCUGCUUCGCGCGCCUUAACGACGCGUGGCGCACUCAGUUUCCUGCUGCCACUGAGCUGCCGCGCUGGGCUGAUCUGGAAAAGAGGGGUGUUGAUAUUUGGGCUUUAGACUUUGAUGCUAUUCUCACUGCCAUGUAUGCGAUGUCUAUUAGUGGAGAGGGUGCUCAGUACUUGCGUGUUCCGCCCGACCCGGGCAUUCAGGCCAGUCCGGCUGCCGCUCUAGGUGCUAGUGCGUCUGCUCCCACAGGUCCUGGUGAGGCUGCUGCUCUAGGUGCUAGUGAGUCCGUGCCCUCUGGUACUGAGUCGACUGCAGCACUGCACACCUUCACACUGGACUCAGGUGCUUCUCGCUGUUUCUUUCGUGACCGCACUGUCCUUGAGCCGCUUGCUCGGCCAGUUGCUGUCUCCCUCGCUGACCCCUCUGGGGGUCCGGUCGUUGCGACCUCCUCCACUGUUCUUCCUUGUCCUGCGGUCCCGUCAGGCACACUGUCAGGCCUCUACCUCCCCUCGUUCUCUACGAACUUGGUGGCAGGUAGUGCGCUCCAGGACGGGGGUGUUCACCAGUUCACCCCUGCUUACGAGCGCGUGACCCACUGCACGUGUGCUCGGACGGGCCGUCAUCUGGCUACCUUCACUCGGCAGCCGGGGUCGGACCUGUACACACUGACCACUGAGUCCCCUCAGGUAGCUGCGUCCGCGUCUGCGUCUGCGUCAGGUCAGCUGUCCGCCCCCUGCUCGUGUCGCUCUCUGGCGCAUGAGACUGUCCUCUGGCACCACCGCCUUGGUCACCCGUCUGUGCAGCGCCUUCGGGCCAUGCACAAACGGGACCUUGUUGCUGGUCUUCCCAGGGUUCUCCCUCCCCUCCCACCCUCGCCUGCUCCUUCCUGUCUUCCCUGUGUCGAGGGGCGGCAGCGCGCCGCUCCUCACUCCUCCUCCUUUCCCCCGACGACUGCUCCCUUGCAGACGCUCCACAUGGACGUGUGGGGCCCAGCCCGCGUCCGUGGUCAGGGUCAGGAGAGGUACUUCCUGAUUGUUGUUGACGACUUCUCGCGCUACACCACGGUCUUCCCCUUGCGCGCCAAGGGUGACGUCCCUGAUGUCUUGAUCCCUUGGAUCCGCAGAUCUCGUCUCCAGCUCCGUGAGCGUUUCCGCUCCGACUUCCCUGUCCUGCGUCUGCACUCUGACAGAGGUGGGGAGUUUUCCUCUGGCCUAUUGGAGGCCUUCUGUCAGCAGGAGGGCAUUGAGCAGUCGUACACGCUUCCGGCCUCUCCACAGCAGAAUGGGGUUGCUGAGCGCCGCAUUGGUCUGGUCAUGGAGCUCAACCUCUGGCCCCGUGUCUCCUUGCCCGAGACUUCUCCGACACUGCGUUGGACGGGAGAGGCUGGCGAUGCGUCGCGUUUUCGGGUCUGGGGAUCUCGAGCUUUUGUCCGCGACACGUCCGCGGACAAGCUCUCCCGUCGCGCUGUCCCCUGCGUCUUCCUUGGCUUUGUCCCGGACGCCCCUGGCUGGCAGUUCUACCACCCCACCUCGCGUCGUGUCCUGGCCUCUCAGGACGUCACUUUUGACGAGUCCGUCCCCUACUACCGCCUCUUCCCCUACCGCACUGCCCCGCUCCCCCCCCGCCUCUCUUCCUCGCUCCAGGUAGACCCGGGUGAGCCUGUCGAGGUAGCUGUUGACUCUCGUCCUGCUAGGGGUGCUGAGCCUGGGGGUGCUGCGUCUGGGGGUGCUGAGCCUGGGGGUGCUGCGUCUGGGGGUGCUGAGCCUGGGAGUGCUGAGUCUGGGGGUGCGGAGCCUGGGGGUGCUGAGCCAGGAGGUGCGGAGCCUGGAGGUGCUGAGCCUGGGGGUGCUGAGUCUGGGGGUGCUGAGCCUGUGCGUGCUACACCUGGAGGAGCCCUCUCCUCCCAGCAGCUGCAGGAGAGGUACCUCGAGUACUGCCGCCUCCGGAGAGGUGCUACUGGAGCUCGUCCCGGUACUUCCCCUCCUACCCAGGAGCUCCCCCCCAUUCAGCAGAUCCGCGAGUGGUACACACGGCGCUGCAGUCUUCGGAGUGGUGCUCCUGGUGCUGCGGACCCUGGGGGUGGCGCUGCUGCUGGUGCUGAGGACCCGGACGUUGGAGCUGCUGCUGGUGCUGCGGACCCGCCUGGUGGAGCUGCUGCUGGUGCUGAGGACUCGGACGUUGGAGCUGCUGCUGGAGCUGAGGACCCGGGCGGUGGCGCUGCUGCUGGUGCUGAGGACCCGGACGGUGGAGCUGCUGCUGGUGCUGAGGACUCGGACGGUGGAGCUGCUGCUGGUGCUGAGGACUCGGACGGUGGAGCUGCUGCUGGAGCUGAGGACCCGAGCGGUGGCGCUGCUGCUGCUGCUGAGGACCCGGGCGUUGGAGCUACUACUGGUGCUGAGGACCCGGCCGGUGGAGCUGCUGCUGGUGCUGUGGACCCGGACGCUGGAGCUCCUACUGGUACUGAGGACCCGGCCGCUGGAGUCUCCUCUGCUUCUGGAGACGCUGCGCGGCCGCGACCGUACUUCGUACCGCUCCUUCAGCAGGUUCUUGGGCAGGCUCCUCCUCCCUGUCCUCCUCCCUCCGUAGAGUGUCCCCCGCCUGUCCAGCCGCAGUCACAGUUACCGCCUACCUCGCCUCUCCCUGCUCCCUCUCCUUACACUGGUCCCACAGGAGGUCUUACAGAGCGUCGUGAGCCUGAGUCUCGUCCUGCGUCGCCUGUUCGUCCUGCUUGCACUGGUAGUCGUGUCCGUCGUGAGCGUCCUCCUCCUGUCCCAGGCACUCACUACAUGACUCUGCGUCCCUCUACUGCUCCUCAGCGUGUCCCUCUACCGUCUCCUCCUGCGUCCUCUUUGCCUGACGUUCCGGACCCUGAGUCUGACCGGUAUCGUGCUGAGCACCCUACUGUCACGCGUCUCCUUGCUACUGUUGUCACUGACCCUACCUUUGAGUCCUCGGCUGCGUCUGCUCUGGUCGCUGAGUUGGUUGACUUUGCUGCUGCCUGUCGUCUAGACUACGCUGCUAGCCUUGUUGCUGAGUCUGAGUCUGAGUCUGUCUGUCCUCCGUCCGUCGGGGGUGAGUGUGCUCUUGGCACGGACGUCCUUGAGGACAGACAGGAGGAGUUCCAGUGUCUUGCUGCUGCUUUGCCCCAUCUCGUGUCCUUGCUAGUUGCCCCUGAGGGAGACCCGGAUGCACCAGACAUCCCGACCCCGCGCACUUACGCUGAGGCGAUGGCGGGUCCCUACUCCUCUCAGUGGCAGACAGCCAUGGACGCCGAGAUGGCUUCCUGGAAGUCCACACGCACCUACGUCGACGAGGUUCCCCCUCCUGGGGCGAACAUCGUCAGUGGCAUGUGGAUUUUCAGGGUGAAGCGGCCGCCGGGUUCUCCGCCUGUCUUCAAGGCGCGUUACGUGGCUCGAGGCUUCAGUCAGCGAGAGGGAGUUGACUUCUUCCAGACCUUCUCCCCCACCCCGAAGAUGACUACUCUUCGGGUGCUGCUGCACAUAGCCGCUCAGCGCGACUACGAGCUUCACUCACUUGACUUCAGCACUGCUUUCUUGCAGGGCAGCCUGCACGAGGAGAUCUGGCUGCGCCGCCCACCUGGCUUCACUGGGUCGUUUCCUCCUGGUACCCAGUGGAGGCUUCAGCGGCCGGUCUACGGUCUCCGCCAGGCUCCGCGUGAGUGGCACGACACACUGAGGACUACACUUGCGGCUCUUGGGUUCGCGCCUUCUACAGCUGACCCGUCGCUGUUCCUGCGCACCGACACUUUGCUGCCGCCGUUCUACAUCCUCGUGUACGUCGACGACUUGGUCUUUGCCACUGCUGACACUGCAGGACUCGCUCACGUGAAGUCGGAGCUGCAGAGGAGACACACGUGCACAGACCUGGGUGAGCUGACAAGCUAUCUUGGCUUGCGGAUCACCCGGGACAGAGCACGGCGCACCAUCACCCUGACUCAGUCACACAUGGUGCAGCAGGUUCUCCAGCGCUUCCGCUUCACGUACUCCUCGCCUCAGUCCACUCUUCUGCCUACCGGUCACUCGCUCUCAGCUCUGCCUUCGGAUGAGUCCGUAGAGCCGAGUGGCCCGUAUCCAGAACUUGUGGGCUGCCUCAUGUACCUGAUGACCUGCACUCGACCUGACCUUGCAUACCCUCUUAGCAUCCUUGCACGCUAUGUCGCUCCUGGCCGUCACAGGAAGGAGCACAUGGAUGCCGCUAAGAGGGUGUUGCGCUACUUGUGCAGUACGUCGGGCAUGGGGCUUGUGCUUGGAGGGCGAGACCGAGUUGUUCUCACAGGGCACUCAGACGCUUCUUGGGCAGACGACCAGGCCACUCAGCGGUCGUCUCAGGGUUACACCUUCAGCCUUGGCUCUGGCUCAGUUUCUUGGCGCUCUACGCGCUCUUCUUCUGUUCUCGGCUCCAGUUGUGAGGCUGAGAUCUACGCCACAGCCAUGGCUGCUCAGGAGCUACGCUGGCUGACCUACCUGCUGACCGACCUCGGAGAGCGGCCUCGUUCUCCUCCAGUGCUGUACGUCGACAACAAGGCUGCCAUUGCCUUGUGUGAGGAGCACAGACUGGAGCACAGAACGAAGCACAUCGCCCUGCGGUACUUCCUUGCUCGAGAGUUGCAGCAGCGUGGUCAGCUUUGUAUUCGCUACGUGGCCACUGAGGCCAACACUGCUGAUGUGUUCACCAAGGCGCUUCAGCCUCGUGACCAUCAGCGCUUCUGCACUCUACUAGGCCUUGUGCCUACUGGACCUCACUUGCUUACCUCUUGA
Molecule: messenger RNA, 5904 nt
Organism: Closterium sp. Yama58-4
Lineage: Eukaryota; Viridiplantae; Streptophyta; Zygnematophyceae; Desmidiales; Closteriaceae
Source: the annotation of a GenBank genome assembly